CCCCACUAAGUUAACCUCAAGAAUUAACGAACUGCACCGUUUUAAUCAAUAAUUAUACCCACUAUUUACCAGUAUUCAUGCCCCACUGAAAAUCGCCUAAUACCCUUUGUAAGCUCGACCACUAAGUUGCAAACUUUUUUCGCCGCUGAUUCCAACUGGGUUUGUGAAGCUCUUGCGUGGACGAUACGUACAUCAGCUGUUUCAGCUGAAUUCAAAGUCGGUUGAGCGGUACGGAUAGCCUCUACUUUGUUGGUUUCGUUUAAAAUCAUCACUCUAUGCUUAAGCUUGAUUGCCGCCUCCUGAAAGGAGGUACACCGAACAUCGACAUCAAGCACUGAAAAUGGCCAGAGGUACACUGAUUUGUUUGCCGUAGCUCCAUUGAUUAAUUUGUAUCAGCUGUGACAAACUAUAUAUCAAGUUUUGGAGGCCACAAAUUUAAAAUUGCCCAGCCAGAAUCAGAUUGUUGAGGUAGCAGAACUACCUGGGUUCUAUUUUGACCCUGAGAAGAACAGGUAUUUCCCCAUCCAGCAUCGAGCAGCUGGAGCCAGUCAGAUAUGUAAAACUAAAGUAGCUUCAUCGUCUGUACAGCUGCAAAUGGUGGCCUGUCUGCAACAUGGAUGCAACCCAUACUCCAUCCAUGUCCAUUAUCCAGUUUAAGCUGAUGUUAAUGUUGGAGGAAGUUUUUUAAUCCUAUGCAUGGAAGAGAUGAAAGUUGAUUCUGUUCAGGAAUGUUAUAAUGUGGUUCAUUAUUUUUGGUCUAUGCUGAUAAACAUUAACAAGUGUCCAAUCCUACGUGCUCAUAAGAUGCUAAAAUACUUCAUGAUCGAUUUGAAUAUCUGUUGCUGGAUUGCCUUUUCAUGGAGAUUGUAUCCUGAACUUAACUGAUAUUCCAAAUAAUAUCACAUUAUAUGUGAUAAUUGUUAUGUCAAAAAGUGAAGCUCAAAAGAGGAAACAAACAAACAAACUUGGUGCUGUUGAGCUUCUUUAUAGGAGGGAAUUGGCAGGGAGGAUCCUACCGUCAGGCAACAUUAGCAAUGUUUUAUUUCAGCGAGAACUUAUGGAGUUACAAGCAUCCCUUGCAAAGGUUUGGAUGUAUGACAAUACAAGUGGUAAAGCAGAUGGCGCAGUUGAACAAUUUCUUGCAACAAAGGAAACUCUAGAUGGCAGUAAGGAGGCAAAUGUUUUAAUUGUAGGUGGCAGGAAUGGUUCGCUUGGGCUAUAUGAAGUGGAAGGAACUAGGGAACAGCUUGAGUAUGACCGAAUAAUAUGUCGACGUUAUCCCUUUGUAAGUACAAGUUUGAACCAGCGAAAUCCAAGUGAGAAUCAGCCAUCUCCUAUUUGGACCAUACAGGAACCAGAAUUGUCUUUUGAGUCUAAUAUAACUGCUAUCAAGAGGCUUGGAAGGAGAUCUGACUUCAUAAACCAUGAGGGGCUCAAUGAACGUGCAUUAUUCACAACUCUAGGUUCUGGAAGCGUUGGUGGGUCACUAUAUAGUUUGAAUCUCAAUGCUGCUCCUCAGAGUAGAUUGUCAAAAUGUAUUUCUACUAGUUGCACAAUUUGGACAGCUGAUAGCAAUUUUGAUGGCACAAGAGCCAUUAUAGGUACAAACCAGGGCACUGCCCUUGUUGACAUAGAACAUAGAAGACUAUCAUGGGUAUGCCGAAGUAAAAGUGACGUUCUCUCCCAGCAAUUUGACCAAUCUGGCAAUCAUAUUUUUUGUGGGUUUCGUAAUGGUGCAAUUGUCACUGUUGAUAUAAGAAGUGAAGAAUCAGCACAGUUUGCAAGCAUGCACAGACAUGCAGUACGCCAUGCUGCUCACAGUUUUUCACUUAAUGAUGGUUCUUCAAAAUCACUUUCUGGCAAAUUUCGGCUAAAAGGAAAUGUAAAUCCAUCUGAUGCAAUUUACAUGCCCACAGCUGUAUGCAGCUUGGCAGCGCUUCAAUCUGAUGAUAAAUAUUUACUUGCUAGCUCGAUGAAUGGAACUAUAAAGCUGUGGGAUCGCCGCUUGAUUGAGAGAGGAUCUGUGCAAUCUUAUGAAGGGAAUGUUAAUUCGCAUACCAUGAUACAAAUUGGUGUGGAUCCAACUGAGUCACUUCUUGCAUCAGGUGGUGAAGACGGUGCCAUCCGUCUUUGGAAUGUAAAGACUGGAAAGCUUUUGCACACAGAAGUGGGUUUCUCUUCACCUGUUACUACAAUAUGCUGGCCAAAAUACAGAAAAAUGAGGGAAUCAUCCAAGGAAGAGAAGUUUUAUGAAGAUACUUCUUUUGAACAGAAGUUUUGUUGGGGUCUGUGGCUUGGAUCUUUUGAGGGGUUGCUGUAUAUGCAUGGAGGUGGUUGAUAUCACAGUUCUUAUCUGACCAAACCAUUUGCAAAGAAAGGAUAUGAUUUAGAAGAAAUGGUUGAAAUGUUAUAUCGAGUCACCAUACCUUUCUCUUGAGAACAUAAAGGUAAUUGGCACAUCUCCUUGUAAUGAUCCUAAAGGUAAAUAGUUGUUUUUAAAUUGGUUUGGAAAUUCAGAAGAUUUUUUCACAAACUGAAAAGAUCAAAAGAAUGCCCCACGCAGAAUGCGCCAAUAAUAAUAAAGACAGAAGGUUCAGGUUUCUCAAAGUUUGGCAGAGGAAACUUUUGAUGAGCAUAGAUGUGAACCAUCACCACAGGAAUCUGUAACACAAAAAAUGACUGUUCAGAAGGAAACUACUUUUGUACAACAGUCCUCAGCAAAUUAAAUGCAGGUUUAAACAUUGAAAUAUUCUGUUGGAAAUGAUUUUUUUUUUUUUAAUAUGAAUUGUUUGCACAGUAAUAGCCUUUGUUUUAAAAUUCCCCCUCCAUCUUAAGCCAGUUUCAGAUUGGGGAUUGAACUUCAUGAUAAUUUUAAAUAUUUUGGAAUGUCUGUUGCAGGAUUUUUUUUGCUUUCUUGAUUGAGAACCACUAUAUCUUGGCUUUAUAGCUUCUAACUUUGUAUUUGAUAUUUCAAGUGAGUUGGAAAAUGAUUUUUGUUUUUU
Molecule: messenger RNA, 3002 nt
Organism: Cryptomeria japonica (Japanese cedar)
Lineage: Eukaryota; Viridiplantae; Streptophyta; Pinopsida; Cupressales; Cupressaceae
Exons: 17
Coding region: 923-2338 (471 amino acids)
Molecular function (GO): protein binding
Source: RefSeq, a predicted model, not a curated record